Messenger RNA from Thyridium curvatum, 3528 nucleotides. RefSeq lists its product as uncharacterized. The record is from RefSeq and is a predicted model, not a curated record. Lineage: Eukaryota; Fungi; Ascomycota; Sordariomycetes; Thyridiales; Thyridiaceae. Bases 1 to 3528 code for a protein of 1175 amino acids. The transcript is spliced from 5 exons.
AUGUCAGCUUCAGCUGUGCCAGGCGACAGCUUCCGUCAGAGGCUUCGAGAGAGAGUCAACCGAUUCCGCCGCAAAUCCAAUAGUUCGUCGAAAAACGCCGAGAGUAGCUCAAGGUCAAGGAACCCAGGCAGUGGAGACGGUAGCUCAAAUGCGCUCGCAGUUACGGCCAACUACCUAGCCUACCGUCAAAACCUUGAUGGCCCUGGACAAACAACCGUGGCCGGGGGAGAUGUCGUUGAGCCCGAAGUUGAGGGGGAGACGCCUAUUCCGCUGCCGCCUUCAUUGGACCUUCAAGUGAACGUCUCUGUCGAUGGAUCGAAUCUUGACAUUGCUGUUGAGGCGACCAAGGUCCCAUCGGAUCUUUGGACCGCAGCAUACCGCGACGCAGUCGACAGCCUUGGAAAAGAUAUAGACAUUGCCAUUUUGAAGGGACACAAUGUCGCCGAGCUGUUCAAGCAACUCGAAAAGAUGGACAAAGACACCACCCAGGAGUCUGUCUUUCUGAGGGGCGUGAAGUACUUGCAGUCUCUACGAGUGCCACUGGAGCGAUUCAAGCUCGCGCUGGAUCUAGCGAGUCCACUAACAAGCAUCGAGCCCACCACCGCAACCGUCUUUGGCGUGGUCAAAGGUGUAACAGCGCUUGCCAUCAGCUUAUCGACCGCCGAUCUCGAACUGGCCAAAAAGAUAGGGGAAAUGCUCGAGCAGCUGGCCUACAUUGAUGAUUGCGACACGCUUGGACAAAGAACGAACAAGGAGGACAUACAUAAGGCGCUCGUACUUGUCUAUCGGAAGCUCUUGGAGUUCUACAACACUGCGUUCGAAAUAUUGACCAGUAGCAGCGUGAAGCUGGCCAUGAAGAUGGUUCUGAGUGACGGGCGUCUACCAGACAUUGUCAGCGACUUUUUGCGACAUGCCGACCUUCUUCGAAAGCUUGUGGAGAAAGCGACCUGGGAGAUUGUUGAGGAUGUCAGAGCCAUGUUAUAUGACCAUGAGAUUGCAAGUUGGUUAGGCAAUGGGAAGAUGAGCCGACAGAGCCAUCACCAUGCUUAUCUGCAAGAGAUUCGAGUCGACAAGGCUUGCGAAUUCUUGCUCGCGGAUGCCGCCUUCAUUAAAUGGUACCACGGAGUCGAUUCUCAACAGCUAGCAAUUCUGGGAGACAUGGGGUCGGGGAAAUCAAUUGCCAUGUCUUUUCUUAUAGACGAGCUGCGUCGACGCAACGAGCAUGAACUCCCUCAGCCAAAGAUCUGCUACCACUAUUGCCAGAAUGACGGGACUGGUCAGCCAAUUUACGUGUUCUCCGUCCUCAUCCUAUCACUCCUCGAGCAACUUCCCGGCUUGAAGAAGACCUUCUUCGAAUGGUACAAACGAACUAUGGCCUCCGGAACCGAGCCUGCGACGAAUUUCAAGACCUUGGAAGAGUGGCUGCAAAACACCCUAGCAACACUCGACCGUCCCCUGAUUUUCGUCAUUGACGGUCUGGACGAAUGCGACAGACUGUCGCGGAAUCGCCUUGUGAAAUCGAUGAGAAACAUGACAGAAAAUGCCCCGAGGCUGAAGAUUCUACUCUCUUCCCGUCCUGAAGAGGAGAUCCUAGAACAAUUGAACGGCCUUGAUAAGAUUGCUAUGGGAUCUGAUCCCGCCCGGGAUCGCCUCAUUGUGGAAAGGACAGUCGAGACUCGAUUGUGCUAUUUGUCCGACGACGUCAAAGAGCUCGUUAUACACAUCUUGUCCCGUUCGGCACAGGGAAGCCCAAUAUGGACGAGGAUGAUAGUCGAAGUCAUCGAAGUCCGUGCAAUCAAGGCGAUUGGGCCGAUGCGCGCCUUCUUGAAGCGAAUACCCCAACCUAGGCAGCUUUCGGAGCUUUACGCCAACUUGUUUUCGCGCUACACCUCGGACGAUCCCGAAAACCAAAGGCUGGCUUCUACGGCAUUGGGGAUACUCGCCGUCACCAGAAGGCCGCUGAGCAUACUAGAACUUGCAUGGGCUGUGGCCUUGGGCGCCUCGCACGACACAGCUUCUACUGUGGACGCUCUUGCCGAUCUGGUGGAUCACCAAAGAAUCAUGAGUUUAAUCCAGCCUUUUGUCGCUCACGUCGACUUUGGUGACAUGACGAAGCGCCAGGUGAAACUUGCUCACCAGUCGGUGAAGGAGUUCAUCAUUGCGUCGUGGGCACCAGAUUGGUCCAGCAAGCCAAGUCUAGUCACCUCAACGCCGCCUCCAGCCCUUGAGACAGUCGCGCAGCAGCAUACUCAGAGUCUAGAGGGACACCUAUUGGCGACAUGCAUCCGAUAUCUUCUAUUGCCUGAAAUUAACCAGAUCAAUCUGUUCUCUGAAGAGCGCUUAGCAAUUGAGGAACUACCCCAGGAUCCUGAACUGUUCAAGGAAAAUCGCGAGCCGAACGACUAUGAUCAUUACUGCUCUUGGGAAGUGUGGGAAGCAAGCAUGGUGCACUACGACCCGACCGAACGCGGUUUCGGUGGGCUGUUUGUAUACGCUUCUUGCCAUUGGAUCGAGCAUUUCAGUAUCGUCACGAGUGAAUCCCACCUACCAAGACUGAACGACGUGGAGCUCUUGUGCCAGGCCGGCUCGACUCGGCUGCACAACUGGACCGCGCAAAACUGUCGCCCGGAUUGUGCAAUCAAGCCCAGGUUCGAAUUCGACAGCGCCCUGUAUGAUCCACUCAGCAUUGCUUGUCUCUACGGCUCAGAGGCCAUUAUCCAGCGUAUACUUGAAAACUCAGACCUGGACGGCCAUGCGUUCCUCCCUCGCCCACUCCUGGGUGCCGCAGAUCAGAUUAUCAAGUACGGUGAUUUGCCCAGACUCAGACUGCUCUGGGCGAGCAGGGCCGGCCACCAGCUUUACACCAUGGACUUUUUCCAAUCCGUUUUAAGACAAUGGUCGAGAAGCCCCUCUGAGAAGCGUCGCGGGGGGUGGGAAAUGGUGUUCAGCUUCCUUGAUGAUGUAUACGAGACGAUGAUCAAGGAGCGAUGGGGCCAUACGCUCUUGCGCCUGGCCGCCACGACGGGCUGCAUGCCAAUGAUCCGGCGGCUAAUGGAGGCCGCUCAGCACCAGCCGCAGCUCAGAGCCGAGCUGCUCGAGGUGUCCCAAUCUGAUCAUGGCUUGAUUGGAGCGGCCGUUUUGGGUAACCACGCCGAUGUUGUGGGAUAUCUUUUAGAGCAACGAGGUAUCGAAGCGCACCUCCAGUGCCGCAACGCGAGCGGAGAAAAUGUACUGCACCUGGCAUCUCGGCACUGCAAUCCUGCCAUUUUCCAACAGCUGGUGCCCCUUCUCAAGGAUAGCUUGUAUCAGAAGGACCAACAGGGUGACACGGCCCUAAUCCGGAUUGUUGUGAGCUCCUCGGCCUCGCAGAACCGAUGGGAGUCGGCGCGGAUCCUGCUCUCGGGACUUGCUGCCUGUGGGGCCGAUAAGGGCGAGUGUCUUCUAAGCGAGCAGCAAGAAGCUCUACGCAUAGCUACGCGGCUUGGUGAUUCGGAGAUGUGCCGCCUCUUCGACCAUGCUAGCCCGUAG